Molecule: messenger RNA, 1913 nt
Organism: Scophthalmus maximus (turbot)
Lineage: Eukaryota; Metazoa; Chordata; Actinopteri; Pleuronectiformes; Scophthalmidae
Gene: cltb
Product: clathrin, light chain B
Exons: 7
Coding region: 308-1015 (235 amino acids)
Biological process (GO): intracellular protein transport; clathrin coat assembly; clathrin-dependent endocytosis
Cellular component (GO): clathrin coat of trans-Golgi network vesicle; postsynaptic endocytic zone cytoplasmic component; synaptic vesicle membrane
Molecular function (GO): clathrin heavy chain binding; structural molecule activity
Source: RefSeq, a predicted model, not a curated record
AUGGCGCCACAGCGCCACAGAGGGGGACUGGUACCCGGGGGUGGCGCUGCGCUGCGCCAUCAUCACCGCGGCGUCGGACAAGUGGAGACAUCAUGAAUCGUCAGUGACGGCCUCAAGUCGAAGCUCACGUUCUGUUUUUUAAGAGACGAUACCCUGUUGCCGAUGCCGUCACCCACAGCAGCGUGCUGGUAGCUGGUAUUCCGAGUUACAGUAUCGCACGCUGAGUUUGUUUUUAAUCGACGUCGCCGGCCUGAUUCCGGGGCUGUGACAGUAGCUAAGCUAAAACUUGUCAACACUCUGGUGGAAGAUGGCUGACAACGGAGCCCACCCGACCGACGAGGACCCGGCGGCGGCGUUCCUGGCCCAGCAGGAGAGCGAGAUCGCGGGGAUAGAGAACGACGGCGACGGCGACGGCUUCGGGGCGCUGGAAGGAGCCAACGGCCACCAGCCGGCUCAGGAGCCCGAGCCGCAGCCUCAGCCGGCCAGCUACGACGGCUUCGGAGACGAGUCUGCCACGGUGAACGGGGAUAUGUUCCAGGAGUCCAAUGGCCCGACGGACAGCUACGCGGCCAUUGCCCAGGUGGACGUUCAGAGGCAAGAGCCGGAGAGUUUACGCAAGUGGAGGGAGGAGCAGAAGACACGCCUUGAGGCGUUAGACUCGGCAUCCAAGGCGGCGGAGGAAGAGUGGAGGGAGAAAGCCAAAAAGGAGCUGGAGGACUGGCAUGUGCACCAGACUGAGCAGAUGGAGAAGAACAAGGCCAACAACAGACUCUGCCCAAGUCUGGCACGGAUUGCUGACAAGGCUUUCUACAAACAGCCCAACUCUGAUGUUAUAGGCUUUGUAGCAUCGGAGGAGGCCUUCGUGGCAGAGAGUGACGGCGACAGCCCGGGGUCCGAGUGGGAGAGAGUAGCCCGUCUCUGUGACUUCAAUCCCAAAACCAACAAACAGGCAAAGGAUGUUUCUCGGAUGCGUUCUGUCCUCAUCUCUCUCAAACAGGCGCCUCUAGUUCGCUAAAGGAGGUUUCGGGGAGAAUUUUCCUUUUAGAAACAUUGCCUCGUCACAUCACAAGAGUUUGUGUGCCCUUUCCCAUAAAAUUACUGGUAUGUUCAUAACCUUUGAAAACUUCUGCUUUUCUUGAUGCCUGUUCUAUUGAAAUAAUAUACUUAGUCUCUUACUCUCUUGUGAGAAGGUGGACUGCUCUGUUGAUACAUCCUCACGCUGAUCAGUUUUAUCACUGCUACUGCAUAAGAAAAUAUUGUUACUGUAAGUUAAACAUUUUUUCCCCCUUUAACUUAUAAAUUGUUACCAGGUCAACUUUAUUGCAUGUCUCUGCCAAUAUUUUGGAUGCACAAUAUUUAGUUGUUUUAUACAUUUGCAUUUGUCAGUGUCAAACACUUAUUGAGCACUGUUGAGGAUUAGAUUGUAAACACUUAUGCCUCUCAUCAAUGUAAAAAUUUGAAAUUUCCUUUGUUCACAUUAGUUGUAUUUUAAUCCGAUUGCAUAUUUUUUUCUCUUUCACAUACAUAAGCUUGUGGCCUUUUUGAUAUAGUUCUUUCUGCAGUUUGAGUAUUUAGCUAGAAGGGUUUUCUUUUCAAUUAGGAACGAUUUAAAUUAAAAUUUUAAAACAUCAUUCACAACCAAAGAUUUCUUCUAACCUCUAAAUUUGCAGCGUUCACAUGAUUAACAGUCUGUGCAAUUUCUCAUUUCACCAGUUUUCUCAGCAUAAGUUUUAUGCUCCACUGUGUUACACUGUUUUAUAUUUUUAAAACAGCAGUCAAUAAUGUUUCAGUUCCAACAGUAAUGUCUGCACAUUGAUUUCACAUGUUGCCUAUUUGGACAUAAUGAAUACUGAAAAAGUGAAUGUUAAAAAGGGACCUGGAAAAUAAAAAACAGUGGAGUACGAUCACCUAAA